GUCUUUUAUUUAGAUUAAUUCAUCGAGACUUUCUUCUUUCCUUGCUCUACAAUCAACCAUGGAGCUUCACAACAAUUUUUCCAACUCUACCUUAAUGGCAUCUUUUCUCUUUCUCUAUCUACUAUUCAAAAUAGUUAAAAGAUGGAGUACUUCUAAGUAUUCUAACGCCAAUUUACCACCAGGACCAUGGAGACUGCCCUUCAUAGGGAACAUACAUCAGAUUAUUAGCAGCCCAUUGCCUCAUCAUUCCUUCAAAAGUUUGGCACAAAAGUAUGGUCCUUUGAUGUACCUAAAACUUGGUGAGGUACCAUACAUAAUUGUUAGUUCACCAGAAAUGGCCAAAGAGAUUCUGAAAACACAAGACCUCAGCUUUUGUGAUAGGCCAAAUCUUAUGUUGUCCACUAUAUUUGGUUAUGAUAAUACUGAUAUUAUAUUCUCUAUAUAUGGAGAACACUGGAGGCAACUACGAAGGAUAUGCGUUAUAGAGCUAUUGAGUGUAAAGCGUGUCCAGUCAUUUAGGUCCAUAAGAGAAGAAGAGGUGGAUGAUCUUGUUAAAUCAAUAGCUGCAAGUGAAGGAUCAAUUGUUAAUCUUUCUCACAAGAUUUCCGAAAUGACGCAUGGGAUAGUGGCGAGGGCAGCUUUUGGGAAGAGGAGUAAAAAUGAACAAGCAUUCAAGUCAGCAAUUGAUGAAAUAGCAAGUUUGUUGGGGGGAUUUUGUAUUGCUGAUUUAUAUCCAUCUAUUAAAAUGCUUCGAUGGAUGAGUAUGGCCAAGACAAAAUUUGAAAAACUCCACACAAAGAUUGAUAAGAUAAUGCAAGAUAUCCUCGAGGAUCACAGAAGCAUUCACAGGGGAGUAAGCAAGGAUGAAAAUAUAGUUGAUGCUCUUCUCAAGAUUCAACAGGAAAAUGAGCACACACAACAUCGCGUGACUGACGUAAAUAUGAAAUCAAUCAUCCUGGACAUGUUUGCUGCUGGUACUCAUACAACAUCAGGGAUUGUGUCAUGGUGUAUGUCUGAGAUAGUAAAGAAUCCAACAGUAAUGGAAGAAACACAAACUGAAGUAAGAAGAGUGUUUGAUAAAAAAGGGUUUGUAGAUGAGACAGAGUUGCAUCAACUGAUAUACUUAAAGUGUGUCAUCAAAGAAACACUAAGGUUGCAUCCUAUUGCACCUAUGUUACUUCCAAGAGAAUGUAGGGAGAGUUGCCAAAUAAAUGGGUAUGAUAUCCCAGCUAAUACAAGAGUCAUGGUUAAUGCUUGGGCUAUUGGAAGAGAUCAAAGGUAUUGGGUUGAAGCUGAUAAUUUUAAACCUGAGAGGUUUCUUAAUAGCCCAAUUGAUUUCAAAGGCAUUGACUUUGAAUUCAUACCAUUUGGUGCUGGAAGAAGGAUCUGUCCCGGACUUGCAUUUUCCUUACCGAGUAUUGAGCUAUCUCUUGCUCAAUUACUUUACCACUUUAAUUGGAAGCUUCCAAAUGAUAAGAAGAAUGAAGAACUAGAUAUGACUGAGUCAUUUGGGAUUACAGCAGGUAGAAAACAUGACUUAUGCUUGAUUCCUAUUAUUCGCCGUCUUUGAUAUGUAUUGCUUCAGCAAAUAAGUACACAAUGGAUUAAAUUUUCCAUAAAUGAAUAUGAUGUUUAGGAGGUCUGUUUUGCAUGAGGCUGCAUAUUUGAUAAGAUUGUUGGUUGCUUGGCUUGUUUCUCCUUUCCUUUUGUUUUUGUUGUUUCUUUCUUUGAUUUGUUUUAUCGGAGCAAGAGCUUUUGUCGAAUUUGUUGAUUUUGCACACUACUAGUGGUUCUUUUUUUGUUGCAUGUAAAUUUGUAAUUACAAUGCUUAAAUAAUAUUACUUAAAUGGAGAGAACAAUAAACUUAAUAGGCUUUGUUUAAUUGGUCUUAGACUAUUAUUACAAAUUACUAUUUACG
Molecule: messenger RNA, 1918 nt
Organism: Vicia villosa (hairy vetch)
Lineage: Eukaryota; Viridiplantae; Streptophyta; Magnoliopsida; Fabales; Fabaceae
Product: cytochrome P450 71D10-like
Exons: 2
Coding region: 59-1570 (503 amino acids)
Molecular function (GO): heme binding; oxidoreductase activity, acting on paired donors, with incorporation or reduction of molecular oxygen; monooxygenase activity
Source: RefSeq, a predicted model, not a curated record